This is a messenger RNA of Eremomyces bilateralis CBS 781.70, 2004 nucleotides long. RefSeq lists its product as uncharacterized. The coding region runs from base 1 to 2004 and encodes 667 amino acids. The transcript is spliced from 3 exons. Gene Ontology annotation, cellular component: nucleus. Gene Ontology annotation, biological process: positive regulation of transcription by RNA polymerase II. The record is from RefSeq and is a predicted model, not a curated record. NCBI's taxonomy places the organism in Eukaryota, Fungi, Ascomycota, Dothideomycetes, Eremomycetales, Eremomycetaceae. Gene Ontology annotation, molecular function: transcription cis-regulatory region binding; DNA-binding transcription factor activity, RNA polymerase II-specific; zinc ion binding.
AUGCAGGCGGCCAGCGUUCAGUCAAGAUCACGCUUCGGAUGCACCACAUGUCGUCGCAAGCAUCGGAAGUGUGACGAACAACGACCGAUAUGCCGGAGUUGCCAAUCCCGUGGUCUUGAAUGCGGUUACCAGACGACAUUGAAAUGGACAAGCAUUGGCAGUAUUAACUCCUUCGAUAAGGCACAGCGCCAGAAGAACAAAUCCACCAAACGCGUAACGACCUCUACCGCUCAAGGAUUUCUGGCGUCACCUCCAUCGACACAUGCUACACGCAGCGAGCGAAUACCUUCGCCAGAGAUACCAUUGCAGCCUACAACUAGGGUUACUGAGGCGCCGAUGCAGAGAGUUCGCUCAUAUACCCAAGAAGAAAUUCUCACGGCGCGUCCAGUGGUUGAAGACCCACCAAAUGUACUGGACUUAGACCCAGCAUCGCUCGAUUUGUUUCCGGAGCUGGGAGCCGACUUUAUGGAUGCGCAAUGUCUACGAUGGCCCGAUAUCAUACGAUCCACCAACGAACCGCAUGGUUCUAAAGAAUUACCCUUUCAAGACGAUUUCCCGGGAGGGUUUGAGAUGCAGGAAUCCACGACUGUGGAAGAGCUCGACAACGACAUCCAGGAUGGGAUAUCAGGGGAUGAUGAAUCAUGCCAAGACGUCUCGCAACCCGCCGGCUUUAGCUCUUGGGUCAUUGAUAAUACGUUAAACAGCCUCCUAUUCCAGAUAUUUCAAAGCCCAGGGGAGGAGAUUGCAUUUGCAUAUUAUUUCAAACGAGUCUGCACUUGUAUACCUGCGUAUGAUGGAGCUCAGAACCCGUAUCGAAAGCUUGCUCUUGUCGCACUCUCCUACCCAGUCCUCCUACAUGGCAUACUCUCGGUCGCUACUGGUCACAUGUACAACUACGGUCGGAGCAGCGAGGGUUUACUGUCGUUACGGCAAACACGAGCGCUCAAUUCUCUUCAGGAGGCUCUGAAUGAUCUAUGUGGGAACAAAGAUGCGGGCGAAGCCACCAGAGUUGAGUCUGGAAGUAUCUUCCAGACAAAGGGUGUUUUCUCGAUACUUUCGCACAGAGAGAUUGCUUUAGCCGCCAUCAUGAUGCAAACGUCAUCAGUGCUUAUGACGGGGAUCGGAUGCGCUGAAAUCCACAUGAAGUGUGCUUCACAUUUCAUUCGGGGCCUGAAUUACCUUCAUCAACCUGCCAACUCCAUCUUCCCGCGAUUACUCGUCUAUCGGUUCGCGAUGGUAGACGUUGUACUCGCUCAUCUACGUUUUCGCGCUCCAUUGGCGCCACUGGACUUCUACAUGUACCAAAGCAAUGAGGACCUUGAUCAUGCGGACCCCUCGUUCCGCCAGAUGCAAGGUUGUCCGCAACGAGUUCUCUGCUUCCUAGCCCAGAUAUCCGUGCUAAGUGCAGAUAUAGUGAUGGAAAAUAGCUCGCAAUCUCGGAUUCAAGCUAAGGCAUACAGUUUGGAGACCGAGAUGCGCAUAUGGGGGAGCCGCUACUAUGACGCGAUGCUUCGCGGAGAAGAUAACAACGCGACCAUGUCCGGCGAAUCCACUGCUCUAUCUCCGGCUCCAUCUGAUGAAACUCCUCUUGACAUUGUCUGCGAAUGCUUCUAUUGGACCGCGCAUAUUCUCCUAAUGCGCCGUGUGUUUCUGGAUCCCACGAGGUCUACACGCGUCCAGAUGAUCCGAAGACACCUGUUCCGACUGAUGGAUCGACUGCAACCCGGCUGCGGCCCCGACUCGUCCGUGCCAUUCCCCUUCUACAUGGUCGCCCGGGAGGCCGUAACACCGGAUGAUCGGGAUUGGGUACGGCGAAAACAUGCUGCCAUGAUGGAGGUCUACCGUGACCGGUCGCGGGAAUAUAUAAUGUCGUCGACGGAAAGGAUCUGGGAGAAAUCGGCAACGACGGAUCCACCGGCCCCCGAGGGGAGGCCGCUCUGGGAGUCGCCCACUGAGAGAUUCAUUAGAGAGACGGACAGGCAGGCCACAUAUUUUAUGUUCUGA